GGAUCGUUUCGCUGGAAAAGUCCCAGUAUAAUUGGCUGCAUGACUCACCGACCUUACACUUACUAGCCCCUAACACUAGCAGUUGGACAGAUCCGCCGCACAGAGCAGACCUAAACAACCGCGUCACAAGAGAAGUGAGGAUGGACUAUAUGAAGGAGAAGGCAAGCCAGGCAAAGGACUUCUUAAAGGCGCCUUUCACAGGCGGGAACCAAGACAAUGGCGAUGCUGAGGGCAUGGACGUGGACCCCCCUUCUGACCAACAUGGGCACUUUGAUGGUCACGGAGGACAGCGUCACGACGAGUACUCAAGGUCGGGAGGAGGUAACCGACAAGAUCACUAUGCUAACCAGCGCGGAGCUGGAAGGCAGCAAAGUCAUCAAAACGGCAACUAUCGUCCCGGCUAUCAAUACCAGCGGCAACAGCCUGGCGGCCCCCCUGGCCAUCACGCCAACACGGCGUUUCACGAACAGAGCGGUGGGGCGUACUACAGCCAGUCCGCUUACAACCAACAACAGGAGCAGCUCCGUGAGAUGCAGAUUAGAGAACAGCGACACCGCUCCCUCCAGGCGAGUAAGCAGAUGGUGUACGAUGUCUACGCUACUACCAUCGGCAUGCUGGAGGAGUUCGAGGAUUUCGACGACCCUACCGGGCAGGAGCGCAGCCCAGAACAGGAGGAGAGAAAUCGCGGGAGGAAGUCUCGGGAGACUAUGGGCCAAGGACAAGAUAUGAUGGACCAGUGGCAGGGCGCAGGUCAUCACCCUCAAGAUCAUGGGCGCCACAAGACCAAAGGCACUGCCGGCAAGAGUACCACUCAAGAGAAGGAACAGCGCGUCAACGGAAAGGGAAAGAAGAAGCGAGAUCUUGGACGCUCCGACGUCAACAUUCCGGACCAGUCACAGAAGACAAAACGCGACGUGAAGGCGAUCGUCGAGGCGGAGCUGGUGUGCCUGCAGGCCCAGCUGCGCUUCUGUCCGCAGGAGAUCCGUCAGCAGACCCGCCAGGAACUGGUGGAGAAGACCCUGGGGUGGGUGGCCGCGAGAGAGGAGAGGGGCCUGAAGAAGGGACUGGCAGACGCGUACGCCUCCCAGGUAGUUGAGAUCCUAUUGACUGGGGAAACUAAGCUGCAGGUGCCGACUCAGAGGGAAGAAAGCACCGGCCCGACAGGUGAAGAGGCGGUGAUGGGCGGUGUCCGUGCCCUACAGAUGGGACAACACUACGGUGCCGAGCAGGACAAACAGUUCCAUGAGAACCCCAACAAGAAGGCACAGUGCCCCAAGAUCCGCAGCGGACCCGUGCCAGAGAUAAGCGGUGCAAAGCGACUUGUCGAGGUGAACCCAGGCCUGCGUGAACAUCUGGAGAGUCCCGACCUGCUUUAAAAACACUAAGCAGUAAAUUUCUGUAUGCUUUGCAAAUAUACUUGAGUUCAUCGGAAUGUUAUCUGAACAGUUAUCUGAAUCCAUCAUUUUUCAGUGCUAUUGUAUCGUAUAUACCACCCGUGAUGGCAACCAAGUAAAAUGUCAUCUAUAAUAUAUUUCAUUGUCAUUGGUAAAUCGCAUUUAACACGUCUCUGUCUAGUAAUGCAUUAAGUGUAUGAUUCUGCUUCAUAUAAUUAAACAAGACAAGAAGUGAAUCUUAAUUCAACAUUGUGUGAAGUGGACAAGCAGAUUAUCCUUAAUAGGUAGGCUUGCACAUGUAGACAAUAAGAUGUUUCUGUAGCCAUGGUGUUUAUUAUUAAUUAAGUAAUGAGCAGGGUAUAAGGUACUCGCAUGUUUCUGAAAUAUGAUUGUGGUACUCUCACUUCAUUAUGUGUGUCUUACUGUGAGGUUUGGAGAAAAUAAAUCAUAUCUUGUACUAGCAUCUCUUGUGCAGUUUUGAUUUUAUAAAAUUACUAGUAUACGACAGUCUCUAUAAACUCAACAACAACAAUAUUUCAAAUGCGGGGUAAUACAACUGAAUACGUAAAACUCAGCUAUACAGGCGAAUAUGGCACUUCAAAUGACACCAACUUCAAAAGCA
Branchiostoma floridae (Florida lancelet) is the source of this 2016-nucleotide messenger RNA. RefSeq lists its product as uncharacterized. The record is from RefSeq and is a predicted model, not a curated record. Bases 141 to 1376 code for a protein of 411 amino acids. Lineage: Eukaryota; Metazoa; Chordata; Leptocardii; Amphioxiformes; Branchiostomatidae. The transcript is spliced from 8 exons.